AACUUGUAUUAUAGUACAAUUAUAAAAUAAAAAUCAUUAGUUCAAAGUUCAAAAUUAAUUCACUAAUCUUCCCCUGUUAUUUCUUUCAGUAGCUUCUUUUAUCCUCACUCUUUCUGACAACUUCUUUUACUCAACGCUUUCUCUCUCUAUCUUUCUGUUUCUCUCUCUAAGAAAAGGGUUAAUUUAGAAUGGCUUCAACACUUCUGUUAGUGAUUGUAUUUGUGCUUGAUUUGAUUGCUUUUGCUCUUGCUGUUGCUGCUGAACAGAGGAGAAGCACUGCCUCACUGGUUAAUACAGGGACUGAAUCUUACUGCAAAUAUGAUUCAGAUGUAUCAACAGGCUUAGGUAUUGGUGCUUUUCUACUCCUCCUGGCUAGCCAACUUCUUGUAAUGUUAGUCAGCCGAUGCCUUUGUUGUGGCAGAGGUCUGAGACCUGGUGGUUCCAGGACAUGGGCCAUUGUGCUGUUCGUUAGUUGCUGGGUGCUUUUCCUUAUUGCCGAAGCAUGUCUGCUUGCGGGUUCUGUAAGGAAUGCCUACCACACCAAAUACAGGAGUGUCUUAAAUAGCCCACCUUCUUGCCAGACACUUAGGAAGGGAGUUUUUGCGGCUGGUGCUGCAUUUACUGUCUUUACUGGCAUAAUCUCUGAACUGUACUACGUCAGCUACUCCAAGGCCAGUGUGGACUUCAUUCCUAAACAACCUGGAGACACAGGCUUGCGCAUGGGCAACCUAUGAGAUCAUUGAUGCAUAUUCUGUUAACAUAUACAUUUCUUGCUGAUGAUUUUUCUGUAUCUUGUUGUAGUCUCAUGAUGUUGGCAUUGCUAGUAGCUACUAAUGAACAAUUGCAAAUGAUGUCUGACUGUCUGUCAUUAGGUCUACACAUAAUUAGGUGUGAAAUUAACAUUGUUGCUCGACUCUAGAAUUCUAGUAUUAGUGUAUAUUCCUGUGAUUUGACUGACAUUGUUGAUUUGUUGUAAUCGUUUUAGCAAACUUGUGAAUUGUCAUUGAUGAGGUGAUUAUUGAAUUGUUAUGUGUCGAUGCCUUCAUGGAUAAUAUAUCAUGCACAUUUCAGCUCA
Molecule: messenger RNA, 1075 nt
Organism: Chenopodium quinoa (quinoa)
Lineage: Eukaryota; Viridiplantae; Streptophyta; Magnoliopsida; Caryophyllales; Amaranthaceae
Exons: 3
Coding region: 189-734 (181 amino acids)
Source: RefSeq, a predicted model, not a curated record